Messenger RNA from Danaus chrysippus (African queen), 1842 nucleotides. NCBI's taxonomy places the organism in Eukaryota, Metazoa, Arthropoda, Insecta, Lepidoptera, Nymphalidae. The record is from the annotation of a GenBank genome assembly.
AUGUACGAAGUUGGCCAUAACGUCUGUGUUACCCAGCCCAGAGUAACAGCAGCCGUGUCCCUGGCUUGUAGGGUAACUGAAGAGAGGGGAAGUACCCUAGGGGAAAUAGUGGGGUACGCGGCUGGUAUGAUAUCUAUACGAGCACCAAAUACUCCUAUUGUGUUUAUGACGGAAGGUGUCCUAUUACGAGAGAUGUUUGCUUCGCCCCUCUUGAUGCAAUAUUCUUGUAUUGUUCUUGAUGAGGUACACGAGAGAUCUCAAAUGACGGAUGUAUUAAUGGGUCUGUUGAAGAAAAUAGCAAGGAAACGUAAAAAUCUGAAACUAAUUAUUUCUUCUGCGACGAUGGAUGCUGAUUUUCUUAAGGAUUACUUUAAUUUAAACAAGGAUAAGACGAAUAGUACGUCUGUUGUCAUGUCGAUGCAGGGACGAACACAUCCCAUAGAUAUAUUCUUUGUUCAAGAACCAGUUCCUGAUUAUGUUAAAGCCACAGUAGAUUCUGUCAUUAAAAUACAUGAGAACGAACCUUUUGGUGAUAUAUUGGCGUUUUUAACGUCUCAGGAGGAGAUAUUAACAGCAUUAGAAAGUUUACAGAGUUACGCGCAAACAAACAAUCAGACUAACAAGAGCCAUUUUCCUAGUGGUAUUUCUCGUAGUACGAUGAUAGUACUACCUAUGUACGGUAGUCUGCCGUACUACAAACAAAUAAAAGUUUUCCAAAUAGAUAGGAAUGUUAGGAAAGUAGUUUUAGCGACAAAUAUAGCCGAAACUAGCGUCACUAUACCGGGAAUAGUUUAUGUAAUAGACAGCGGGUUCCACAAGUUGCCUCAGUACGACAUAUCUUUAGGUGUGGAGGUUUUGUGUGUGUGUGUCGUGUCUAAACAUAAUGCGACCCAACGGGCGGGGCGAGCGGGCAGAACUAGUGCGGGGAAAUGUUAUAGAUUGUACACCGAGGCCGAGUUCGAUAAACUUCCUGAGAGCGUCCCUCCUGAGAUGUGUAGGAGUGACCUUACGUCCGUACUGCUGAGAUUGAAGGCUCUCGGGAUUGAUAACCUAUUGAAGUUUACAUUUCCAACCCCCCCGCCGGCUAAAUCUCUUCUAUCUAGUAUAGAGAUAUUGUACGCGUUACAGGCGAUAGAUAAAGAAGGGGUUUUAACCCCUAUGGGGGUUAUUAUGAGUGAACUACCAUUGAACCCCAUGUGCGGCAGAAUGAUAUGUGCUAGCGCGGAGUAUGGUUGUGUGGAUGAGAUUCUGUCUAUAGUGUGUAUGUUACAAGUUGACGGAAUAUUCAUAAAGACGGGAGGGAGAAAUGCGGCAACCGCUAGGAUUAAUAAGAGGAAUAACUUUGAGGUAGCUGAAGGCGAUAUUAUAAUGUACUUGAACAUUUUGGAUGCGUACAGGAAAAUAAAAUCGAAAUAUGACGAGAAAAAGAUGAAAAGAGCAAGCAGAGACUGGUGCCAGAAGAUGUAUCUGAAUUAUAGAGUGCUUGAAAAGGCGCUCGACAUAAGGAAGAGUUUGGAAGUAUUAGUUAAAGAUAAGUUCCAACUGAAGAACAAACCGAUAGAUGGCGCUGAUGUUGGAUCAGUAAAAUGUAUAAAUAUCAUGAAAGCCGUAUUAUCCGGAUUGUUUUUAAACGCUAGCAGUCUCUCUGUUGAUUGUUACCGCGGCGUUAAAGGCGCCAAGUUGUACAUGAGUAGUGACAGCUGUUUGUACACACAACAACCUAAAUGGGUUGUGUUCGCUAGCGUUGAGAGCGGCCCGAACGGAAUUUAUAUGAGAGACUUGAUGACUGUACAAAGAGAGUGGCUUACUGAGGUUGCGACACAUUACUACACGGACACAUGA